Messenger RNA from Trematosphaeria pertusa, 1509 nucleotides. RefSeq names its product Metallo-dependent hydrolase. Gene Ontology annotation, molecular function: deaminase activity. NCBI's taxonomy places the organism in Eukaryota, Fungi, Ascomycota, Dothideomycetes, Pleosporales, Trematosphaeriaceae. Gene Ontology annotation, cellular component: cytosol. The record is from RefSeq and is a predicted model, not a curated record. The transcript has 2 exons. Bases 1 to 1509 code for a protein of 502 amino acids.
AUGGCUUCGCACAAAAUGCUGCUCAAGAAUGGCGUGGCUUUGAUCCAUGAUGCGAACAACCACGUCGUCCCAACCAAAACAGACAUCCUGAUCCAAGAUGGUAUAAUUGCGAAGCUCGGUGAAGGCAUUGAGGCGCCUGGAGAUGCCGAAGUCGUCGACUGUACGGAUAAGAUCAUUAGCCCGGGUUUCAUCGACACACACCACCACGGCUGGCAGACACAGCUCAAAGGCCGCCAUGCGGACCAGCAACUCCUGGACUAUAUGGUUACCGGUAACUUCCAAUCCCUCCAAUACACCCCGAAAGACGUCUUCUACGGCCAACUUGCCGCCAUGCUCGAAGCGCUCGCCGCAGGAACAACUACGGUAGUCGAACACGCGCACAUCACCCGCUCGCCCGACCACGUCAAGCUCGCCAUCGCCGGGAUGGUGUCCUCAGGCAUCCGCGGUGUGUAUUGCUACACGCCCAUGGCGCGCGUCAAGCAGUUCAAUCCCAUGACCUUCCACCAGGAUAUUCUCGCAGACUGGGUAAUGGAGACGUUCGCCGAGCUAGCCGAUCAGGCUCCGUUUAAAAAUGGAAGGGUGAGCUUGGGCUUUGCGUUCGAUCUGUGGUUCCUCGGGAAAGAGAUUGUGAAUGGAAUGUUUGACGAAGUCCGAGAGAAGGACUGCGUCAAGACGAUUACGGUGCAUGGUCCGACCUUGUUCAAUGUGACGCAGAUCACGAAUGCUUUCGGCGUGCUAGACGAACGCAUUCUGAUCUCGCACGGCGGGCACGUCUCCAAGGAAGAAGCGCAGCUCAUUAAGGCAGCGGGUGCCCAUGUGUCUUCGACGCCGAGCACCGAACUCCAGAUGGCUAUGGGGAGGCCGCUAUGCUUCGACGCCGCGUUCCCGGGCGACGGGUCCGACUUGAACCGAGUUGGCGUCCAACAGUGCGCGAGUCUGGGCGUCGACUGCCAUUCGAACAACGCCGGCUCCAUCAUCAGCGAAGCGCGGAUCGGGCUUCAAGACGCGCGGAGCCACUACAACGAGCACUGGAUGAAGCAAGGGAAAACGCCACGCCGGCUUCCCGAGAGCCUGAGCGUUGAAGCAGCCUUCAACCUUGCUACCGUUCAGGGCGCAAAAGCCUGUAGAAUGGAAAAGGAGAUUGGACGAAUCGCCGAGGCCUACCGGGCCGACCUCGUCGUCUUCGAUGCGCUGAGUCCCGGGAUGAUCGGCGCCGCGCAGCAUCAUCCUGUUGCAGCGGUAAUCUUGCAUUCGAGUCCUGCGGAUAUCGAGACGGUCAUUGUUGACGGCGUGGUGAGACGGAACAAUGGGAAGCUGCUGCCCGUGAGCGUCGACGGGACGGCCAAAGAAGUUGUAGUGAAGACUGAACUUGAAUGGGAAGAUAUUGCAAAGGAAAUUGUCAAGAGCGGGGAAAUAAUGCAGAAAGAGAUGGAAAAGAUUGAUGUUGAGGAGGCUUUCGGUGCGGUGAUGAAGCUGUGGCGCGUCGAUGAGAGCACGAUCGUAGACUAG